GAACAUUGAAAAAAAAAGGAACAAACGAAGUAAUGCAGUGCAUUUCACUCCCCAGUUGUCACCUCCGGUUUCACACGCCACCCAAAACUUCCUUCAAAUCGGCAUGCCACGUCAGCCCUAGGAUGUCCUUUGACGAUAACAGCAAAACCACCACCACCAUCAGCAGCAACAACAAUGGUCUCAAUCUAAUCAACAACAUUUCCAAGCUCCUAUGGGGUCCCUCCCUCCCUCCAGGGCUCCUAAUCUCCACCGUCCGUACAGCGUGGACAUCCACGUGGAAGCUCAUGAUGUCCCAAUUGGCUCCCUCGGAUCCCUCCGGCGGUUACACCAGGCCUCCCUCGAAGUUCCGCCUCUCCCGCCAAUUCCCAACAGCCACCAAACUCCACCUCUACGUUGGCCUACCAUGCCCGUGGGCCCACCGGACCCUAAUCGUCCGGUCACUCAAAGGCCUCGAAGAAGCCAUCCCCGUCUCCAUCGCAGCCCCCGGCCUCGACGGCUCUUGGGAAUUCGGCGAUUUCUCCUUCCAAGACAAGAGUAGAGACGAUGGUACCCUUGUUCCAACCAGGGAUAAGAUUAACGGAUGCCGGAACUUGAAGGAGGUUUAUGGGCUGAAGAAAGGCGGGAACAACGGGCGGGCCACGGUGCCAAUGCUAUGGGACGUGGACCAGAAAGAGGUAAUCUGCAAUGAGAGUUACGAUAUCAUCGAGUUCUUCAAUUUGGGUCUAAACGGGUUGGCCCAGAACCCGGGUUUGGAUCUCUCACCGGUGGAGCUACAAGGGGAGAUAGAAGAGUGGAAUCGAGUAAUUUACCCCAAUGUUAAUAAUGGGGUUUACAGAUGUGGGUUUGCCCAAAGUCAAGAGGCAUAUGAUGUUGCAGUGAGUGGUUUGUUUAAUACUCUGGAUAAGAUGGAUGAUCAUCUGGGUGGUUCAAGGUACCUGUGUGGAGACAGAUUGACUCUUGCGGAUAUUUGUUUGUUUACGACAUUGAUUAGGUUUGAUGUUGUCUACAAUGUCCUGUUCAAAUGCACCAAGAAGAAGCUGCUGGAGUUUCCGAAUCUUCAUGGUUAUAUGCGCGACAUUUAUCAGAUUCCAAAGGUUGCUGCUACUUGCAAUUUUCCGGCAAUUAUGGACGGUUAUUACCGGAUACUUUUUCCAUUGAACCCUGGCAGCAUUCGACCUGUUCUGCCCUCUGGCUGCGACCAUGAAUCCCUCUCCAGACCCCACGACAGGGAAUCAAUGUCACCGGAGGAUCAAAAGGUGCAGUGUGUUGCCUAAAUGGAGUCCUAUGACAUGUAUAGUUGUAUAAUAUGUACUUUUAACAGUAAAUAUAUAUUCAUCCAAGCAGAAAUCAUCUGAAAUAUUCUACCACUA
Messenger RNA from Hibiscus syriacus, 1370 nucleotides. Its product is annotated as glutathionyl-hydroquinone reductase YqjG-like. The transcript is spliced from 3 exons. The record is from RefSeq and is a predicted model, not a curated record. Gene Ontology annotation, molecular function: glutathione transferase activity. NCBI's taxonomy places the organism in Eukaryota, Viridiplantae, Streptophyta, Magnoliopsida, Malvales, Malvaceae. Gene Ontology annotation, cellular component: cytoplasm. Bases 33 to 1274 code for a protein of 413 amino acids.